GAUCACUCAUCUUUUCUUCAAAUCGCGCUCAUCGGACUCGUAUAUCUCAGCUGAAAAAAAAUUUGGGAGUCUUCCUAGGAAUAUGUUUACGCUAACAAAGCCGUUCAGAAUGUUCCCUGUCCAAGCUUAUGUGAAACAAGUACAAGAUCGCGUCUCAUACGACGCGCAGAAGGUAGUCCAUUUGAGUCAAGAAAUUACAGGGUGUAUGGUAGCGAUGGAGCUACUGCUCGGCCCACAACCGUUGGUCCGACCAGUGUUCACCGCUCAUACCACUCCUACCACGAACUCCACAGAAAACAUGGAGAUUGAAGAGUGUACUGACGCCAGGGAACGAACACAAAGUGUGGAAAGCGCUGAAGCCACCGAAUAUGAGAGGAAGGACUAUGUGGAGAUCAAAUACUCGAGACCACUGGAUUCAUCGAAAAGUCCUGCGUCUGGCGAUGAAUCUCGGAUACCAGGCGGGAAUUACAGGGCUGAACUGAAGCGGCCCGACUUAAAAGGAAGUUUUCGAUGUUCAAUCUGUGCGAAAGUGUUCUGUCAUUCGUCAUCACUGUCACGACAUCGAAUGCAAGCGCAUUUCAAGAGCUAUAAAUGUACGUUGUGCCGGAAAGACAUUACAAGUAAUGAAACUUUGCGAGCACAUAUGUACAAACAGCAUCAAAUUUCGCGCAUGUUUAUGUGCCGAUGCUGCAACUGGGCAUUUCCAGACAAGACCAGCCUGCACAUGCACAUUCAGGCUAGAGAAGAAGGAAAGUCGAUUACGGUACCAGUGAUUGGUAAGGGACUUGCUCCAGAUGGCAUAGAUUCACCGUAUUCCACUUUGCAUUCGAUUAACAACAAUACCCUACCCCAAAUGCAAAACCCUGGAGUGCUGAAUGCCAGUUCCGGUUUGCCAUUCUUUUCGCCUACCCCAGCACCCCAGCCAUCGUUGCCAUCAUCAGCUGAGGAUAUGAACAGACUACGCGACCGACUGGUGCUGAAUUCGUUGAUGACCCAGCCUGGAUUUGGCUUGGCUGCUGCUUGGCUGAAUAAUCUGCCCAAACCCAUACCCACGACAAAACCUAUGGUUGAUUUGGUAAAAGAAGGACAAGAAGAUGAAUGUGAGGUGAACGUUGACAACAACGACACGCACAACGAACCGCACAACGACGAUGAGAAGCUGAACGUGUCCAGUAGCGACUCGGAUGAAAGCAAACCGUUGGUCAUAAAGCGAACUGAAAGUCCUUGCGAGAAUGGCUCAGCCACCAGCUCGGAUGGAACUUCAAGCUCCGCUCAUUCACCUGUAAACCUUUUCAAAAAGAGCAGCGACACCCCAAGUGCAUUUCAUCACCUUAACGUUGACUCACGUUUUGUCGUCUCACCAUCGCACGUUUCACCAUCAGAAACGCGAUCAUCAGCAAGUCCAAAUGGUUGUUACGAUUGUGCUGUGUAUAAAACGAAGCUUACUAUGGCAGACAAUAAGUGUCGAUAUUUAGAAAGUCGUGGAAAUACAUUGCAGACUGAAGCUGUUCGCGCUCAAGCGCAAAUCUCGUCCGCUGAAGCGGCUCUACGUGCACUAGAAGCAGAGACUCGUGCUUUGAGAGAACAGACGGAAAUGCUGCAUCGACGACUUCUUGAUUGUCAGGAACAAGCCGUUCGAUUUAUGCAAUGCGAUCGAGUGUCAAAUCCGCAAGCUGUGGCACUUUUCAUGAACCAUCUCAUUCAGUCUACGAUCAUACGCUGAAGAGUGGAAUUUUCGAAUCUUUCGUUGCAAUAAUGUUAUUUCUUAGUUUUAAGUAAUAAUCGUAAUAAUAGUAAUAAUCACGCACAAAUGCGGACACAUGCCUUUCAUACUGUCUUUCACAUUAUUCUGCCAAAUAUUUUGGGAAGUAGGGUGAUCUGAUUUUAUCCAGAUCUUAUGUGUGAUACACCUACAUACCAAAGGUUUUUUAUGUCAUCGAUAACGUCUUUCUGUUCAUCUUACUUCUAUUCUUUACUCUACACCUUGAUGCGAGUUGUAUAUAUUCCUGCCUUUCAUUUUCAUUCGAACUAACGUGCAAUGACCCAAUGUCUUUCAAUGUGUGGCCCCAGAGGCCAACCGAGUGUUGUUCUUUCAGUUCUUCCCCUAUAUACUCACUUUAUAGUGCACAAAUCCCCGUAAGUCCUUGUGCCUUGCAACUGGACCUAAAAUUUCCAGACAACCAACGUUUUUAAGUUAACCAAUCGAGCCUCAAUGCACAAUACUUGUGAUUCUCGCGGUAUUCUUUUUCGCUUCUUUGUUUCCAGUUUUUCCAAUUCCUUCAUACACGUGGCCAAAAUGCGUGUAGAUCACUUUCUAAUCGAUCAAUAAGUGCAAUAUACCAAUGUGUCUUUUCACUUUAUCUACCACUGUCUGUGUUACAUUCUACUUGUUGCCGUCUAUCUGAGCCAGAUGUGCGUGUGAUAUGUGUCCCUGUAUGCCUGCCUUUCUAUUUAUUUCGUAAUAAAUACUGUACUGGUU
This is a messenger RNA of Cylicocyclus nassatus, 2479 nucleotides long. The record is from the annotation of a GenBank genome assembly. NCBI's taxonomy places the organism in Eukaryota, Metazoa, Nematoda, Chromadorea, Rhabditida, Strongylidae.